Molecule: messenger RNA, 2447 nt
Organism: Archocentrus centrarchus (flier cichlid)
Lineage: Eukaryota; Metazoa; Chordata; Actinopteri; Cichliformes; Cichlidae
Exons: 8
Coding region: 162-782 (206 amino acids)
Source: RefSeq, a predicted model, not a curated record
CUCAGCUUUCUCUUCCAUACAUGUUUCAACUGCUGAUCGCACUGCAGUUAAAGGACUGGUUUCCCUCCAGCUUCAGCAGGCUGUAACCUUCCCGCCUCCACCCAACAACCAAACCAGUCCUCAUUUCUGUGUGUGCAGCGUGAGCUGAUAGCUCCCCAAUAAUGGAACAGUGUGGGACAGUUGUUCAUGCUGAUGGACAGAAUUCCCUGACAGGGAAUUUUAGAGAGGACAUCACCCUGAUCACUGGAGCUGCUCAGCUGCACGAUGAAUAUCAGAUUAUCUGGUCUCAUGUUCAAAAGGUCUUAAUCAACUAUGAUAACAGAGAAUGGGUAACGAAUGCAGCAAACAAGUACCAGCUGGAUACAAAGACCGGAUCACUCACCAUUCGAUCCCUCAUUGCCAACGACAGCGGACUUUACCAGGUCCAGAUCUUCAGUGGGAGCAAGAGGACAGCAAAGACAUUUAACCUGAGUGUUGUGGGAGCACCAUCCAAAUAUCCUCCAACUCCGGCACAAAAUCCAUCUGCCGAUGACGCUUCUCAGACUUCUUCUUCAGCUGAUCAGCGUCCAACAGAUCCUGAUCCCAACCCACCAACUGGACCUCCACAGCCACUCGGGAUCAUUGGACUGGUUGGACUCUUUUUGGGUCUUGGUGCCUGCACCGUGCUGGUGAUUAUAAAGCGUGAGCCAAUCAAAGGGUUUUUCCGGGGUCGGUUCACACCAUGCAAACCAGAAGAUCCUGGAAAACUGGAGCAGGAGCAGGAGAGGGAUACACUCGUGUGACAGACCGUCCCACAUCAAAGAAGUGGUCGUCUCUCAUGGACACAGUGAAGUUAAACCAGUGGUGGGGAAGGUUGGAGGAGACGUUUGCCUGGUGAUUGGAGCCACUGAAGUAAACGGGGACUCUCACAUCGUCUGGUCUCGUGGUCCAGGGGACAAAGUCAUCAUCAACUGUGACAGAGGAACAUGGCUGAUUAAAGCUUCAGAAAAGUUCCAGCUGGAUGCAAACGGCUCACUCAUGAUUCGAUCCCUCACUGCCAACGACAGCGGGCUCUACUGGGGCCAGAUCUUCAGUAACCUUUGGUCAUCUCAAAAAUUUAACCUGACUGUUGUAGGUGACCACUGGGAUAAGCUCCAGCCCCCCCACAGCCCUGAGCUGGAGGAGAGGAAGAAGAUGGAGGAUGUGGAGCCUGAUCCCAAACCUCCAUCUGCUGGACCUCCACAGAUCAGGACACACUGGAUUGUGAUUGGAUUGUUUGGAUUGGCUGCCCUUCUUGUCUGCAUUGGGCUGGUGGUUAGAAACUGGGAGAAAAUCCCAACAUGUAGUAUGAACAUUAAACAUACUGAAGAGGAAACAUGCACAUAACACAUUUAAAGAGCUGCUGCUGCGAGUUUACCCUGUGAAUUAUGAAAGAUUUAUUCGGCCCUUUAAUCAGCACUUCUGCUCAUCCUCAACAUUUCUUUUCAUCCGGUACUGAACAGGUACAGGUUCAGGUUAGUUUCAGGGAAUCAGUCUCUGAUAACACCAAACAUAUGCAAAAAACACCAAAGGUCAUCUGAGGUCACGGGUGUCACUCAUAACACUGAAAGCUGCUGGCCACCUCAAAGGAAAAUGACUUGAAUUCAUGAGCCUCACUUUUCUCUACGAGCUGCUUUGAACUGGAGUCAUGGUCUCCUACGUGACCUCCACCCCUCAUCAUCUGUGAUCUCCAUAAAGAAGGACAGAGCAUCAUCUUCUUCACACUUUACAAAUGUCACAGUGGCAUCUUACACUGUGGGGUCAUUAGUGUUUCACUGGAGGGUCGAGGUCUGUUAAUGAGGUUCUGCCAUCUAAAAUAAGCUAGGCUUAGUGAACUAGCUGCUUUGCAGGAUUGCUAACAAUACAUUAGCAUUAGCAUUAGCAAGACAAAAGCCAGACCUAGCCGGUCCAAACAGGAAGGAGCUUAUUUCAAUCGUACCAAAAACCUACUGACGAGGAAGCUGGAAGUGCACUGAGAGUGUUUGACUUUUGGUUUUGGUGUUUUAGUGUUAAAUUAAUAUUUCAUUUAAAGAUGCAAAAGACUGCAAAUGCUUUGUGAAGUGGAGGAGUGUUGUGAUGAAUCUGUGCCUGUCUUAAACUUAAAUUAUUAGUAGUUAUUUUAUUGCGCUGCUUCUUUUCAUAUUUUGUUUCAAUAACUAAAGUCCAGAGUGAUUGAGUUUGAAUCUGUUAUGUGGAUAAAGACACACACGGUUCACACUGUGGCCAAAGUUGGCAGUUACAGCUUUACAGACUGAAGGUGGUCCAGCACGUCGUGGAGCAUGAAAAGCACUUUAAUAUGAGACUUUAAGGGUUUAUGAUUAAAUAUGGCUCAUUGUCUUCCUGCUGUAAUGGUCAGUGUGUUGACUUGAUUUGUGCCUUGCUGCUCUGUGUCUGUGAUGAAGUCCAAAUAAAGGAGCCUAAACACUAAA